Messenger RNA from Paramecium primaurelia, 568 nucleotides. The record is from the annotation of a GenBank genome assembly. NCBI's taxonomy places the organism in Eukaryota, Ciliophora, Oligohymenophorea, Peniculida, Parameciidae.
AUGAAAAAUUAUGGAAAGUUUUAGAAUAAACAGACCUUCUCAGCCAAGUAAAAAAUUUAUAAAAGGUCUUAGGACAGACAAGAGUGAUGUAAAUUCUGUUUUUUCUGUGGGUUAAAAAUAAUUAAUUUGCUAGGCCAAAAUGAUAUUAGAUGAAAAGAAAAUCAUAGUAUUAGAUGAAGCUACCGCAAAUGUUGAUAUGAAAACAGCUGAUUUUAUUUAAGAAACUUUAAAAUAUAAGUUUUCAGAUUGCACAAUAAUAACUAUUUCUCAUAGAUUAAAUACUAUUUCAGAUUACGAUAAAAUUAUGGUCAUAAGUGAAGGAUAAAUAGUAGAAUUUGAUACUCCUUUUAAUUUAUUAGCCAAUUCUAUAAAUUCUAUUUCUGUUGAUACACUAGAUAUUUAAACAGAAUUUUUUAAGAUUUUUGAUAUCAAAAUUCAGAAGGAAAACUGUUAAGCAAUUUUUGAUACUCAUUCUUUCCUCUUUCCUAAUUUUUUGGAAUUCUUCUUCCCCUUAAAAGUCUUUUUAUCCUUGGGAAGAUCUUUAAAUUUUUAUUCUUCUUUGAUAUGA